AUGACAUCAUCAUUUAUAGAGCUGACUUGCCUUGUAUCGGAGAACACUUUAUGUACGAGCGAUUCCAAGACGAAAAUACAAAAGAUCGUCACCGAAGGAGAUCGAUUCCUGGACAGGUGCAUAAGUCAAGCUGGAUCGGAGAUUCGAAACAGUUCGAGUCAAUUUGUGGCGGAAACAAAUAAGGCUGUGUCGAAAGGACACGCUAUCCUCGAUUCCCUUGACGAUUGCAUGCAAAAGACCGGUUUCCAACAGUUCUCUUGCUACAGGAAGGUCAUGAAUAACGACGUCGAACCACUUACCGGAACGCUUUUGGAAACCAUAAGAAAGCACAAAGAUAAUCACAUGAGCAGUCUCAAAGUACGGAGUAACGCGUUUAAUUGUUUUGAAAACGUUUUGUCGAUAUACAAAAAGAAAGUUGCAGAGGUAUUAACUGAGGCGUUAAGGUGUUGAAA
Messenger RNA from Agrilus planipennis (emerald ash borer), 452 nucleotides. RefSeq lists its product as uncharacterized. Lineage: Eukaryota; Metazoa; Arthropoda; Insecta; Coleoptera; Buprestidae. The record is from RefSeq and is a predicted model, not a curated record. The transcript is spliced from 2 exons. Bases 1 to 450 code for a protein of 149 amino acids.